ACGUAGCCGCUGCGCAAACGCAAAGCACGCGUCCAAGACACCCAUACACACAAAGCACAUACACACACCGCCUACACACACACACGCACGCAACGCCACGCCCUCGCCGCCCAAGUCGCCCAAGCAAGCCGGCUUGCAGGAAUUUUCAAAAAAAUUUUUAAAUCACUGUUUCCAGUUUGCAGAAAUUUCAAAACUUCAACGAUUAAAAUUUUCGAUACCUCAACGUAUUUUUUUUCGAGUUUUGUUUUGUAUUUUUUGUGUGCGUGAACAAUUUUAAGUGCCAAUUAUUUGCGGAGUACAGCGUAAAUUACACGAAAAUAUUCAGCCAUCUGGGAAUCGGGGAUUCGGGGAUGAGGAUGCGACACUUGACAGCCACCAAAAUGGGCGUUCUGCCAGUGGGAGUGCUGGGACUUAUACUCCUCCAACUGGUGAUAUCGGUGCGAGGACAUGGCCGUUUGAUGGAUCCGCCGGCGAGGAAUGCCAUGUGGCGAUUCGGCUAUCCCAAUCCCGUAAAUUACAAUGAUAACGAGCUCUUUUGCGGCGGAUAUGCGGUUCAAUGGGAGAAGAACAGUGGACGUUGUGGUGUCUGCGGCGAUGCCUAUCACGUAAAGUCCCCAAGACCCCAUGAAGCUGGCGGGGAAUAUGCCAAGGGCAUCAUCUCUCGAUACUACACGGCCGGUCAGGAAAUCGAAGUCGAGGUGGAGCUGACGGCCAAUCACUAUGGUCGCUUUGAGAUGUUCCUGUGCCCCAACAACAAUCCCCGGCAGGAGGCCACCCAGCAAUGUUUUGACCGCUAUCCGUUGCCAAUUUCCGGGAGUCGGGAGCACCGGUACCUCAUCCCGCGCGAUGCCAAGAAGAAGGAUAUAUUCCGAUAUCGGGUGCGACUGCCGCCAUAUGUCACCUGCACGCAGUGCGUCCUGCAAUGGACCUACUACACCGCCAAUAUGUGGGGCACCUGCGCCAAUGGAACCGAGGCAGUCGGAUGCGGCAAGGCAGAAACUUUCCGGAACUGUGCGGAUAUAGCAAUUAUCUCGAACACCGGAGGUGGUGUCCCACCAAUCUUCGUGAACAACAAGUCACCAUAUCUGCUCUAUUAUCGGGAUUAUCGGGCGCCAGCGGACAACAACAUCUUUCCACUUAUUGUGCGUGAUCAGAAGUGCAUAGCUGCCCCAGCCUUCCGAACUUUGCCAGGUAUUGACAACUGGUGCGAGAUCAACUGCCUGCGUUACCCGCCCAAUUGUCCCGAGGACGCCUGCCACUGUCCCCAGGACUGCGUGGCCAUUGGUGAGUUGGCUGGCCAGGAAGGAGCCGAUACCUACUGCAUGGACAAGUGCCUCAACUACGGAUCGGAGUGUCCGCGCGACAGGUGCCGCUGCUCGUAAUCCGGCUCAAGGAAUCCGGACUACGAGCUACAGCUGUGCUGCCCACCCAUUGCCCCCCAGGAGGAUUACGAAGAUAAAUACCAAUCUACGAAAUGCGAGAUCCAAUGAAAUGAAUUUGAUUUACAACAUA
Drosophila rhopaloa is the source of this 1512-nucleotide messenger RNA. RefSeq lists its product as uncharacterized. Bases 351 to 1382 code for a protein of 343 amino acids. The transcript is spliced from 6 exons. The record is from RefSeq and is a predicted model, not a curated record. NCBI's taxonomy places the organism in Eukaryota, Metazoa, Arthropoda, Insecta, Diptera, Drosophilidae.